Messenger RNA from Bactrocera neohumeralis, 720 nucleotides. RefSeq names its product phospholipase A2 (gene sPLA2). NCBI's taxonomy places the organism in Eukaryota, Metazoa, Arthropoda, Insecta, Diptera, Tephritidae. Gene Ontology annotation, biological process: phospholipid metabolic process; arachidonate secretion. The transcript has 2 exons. The record is from RefSeq and is a predicted model, not a curated record. Bases 95 to 646 code for a protein of 183 amino acids.
AUUAAGUUUUCGUAACAAUCUGAGACUUACAGCUGACUUGGAUUAUGAAAUUUUUGCACUUAAAAUUUAGUUUAUUAAAAGCUCAUAAAGGAGCAUGAUUAAAUUACAAAACUGUAUCAUCAUAGUUCUUCUGGCUGCAGGCGUUGUUGCAUUUCAAGAGGAGUCAAUAUUCGAAGAUGAAGAUAUCUACAAUCAAGCAUUACCAUCAGUUCCUUUCACCGGUAUAACCGUACCAGGUACAAAAUGGUGCGGACCUGGAAAUACUGCAGCCAAUUAUAAUGAUUUAGGAACUCAACGUGAGUCUGACACAUGCUGUAGGGAGCAUGAUCAUUGUGAAGAAAUACUGGAGUCAAGACAAACUUUACAUGGACUUAAUAACACCGAUUUAUUUCCUAUUAUGAAAUGUACUUGUGAACAAACUUUCUUGAACUGCCUACAAUCUAUUAAUGAUAUGGUCGCAAAUACAUUGGGACGUGUCUACUUUGGUACACGCAAAAAAUGUUUCGCUAAUGGAUAUCCAAUAGUAAGUUGCAAAGAGUAUCAAAAAGGGACUUUUAGGCAGCGUUGCAUACGUUACCAAGUGGAUAAAACACGGGCAAAAAUUUGGCAGUUCUAUGAUAUACCAUUUUAUAGUUAUAAACGAUAGCUUUCAUUUGAACAUAUGUACAUAUGACUUUUAAAUUUAAUGAAUACAUAGAGAAAUAAAGGAAAAAGAUUAAA